Vitis riparia (riverbank grape) is the source of this 1179-nucleotide messenger RNA. RefSeq lists its product as uncharacterized. Bases 1 to 1152 code for a protein of 383 amino acids. The transcript has 4 exons. NCBI's taxonomy places the organism in Eukaryota, Viridiplantae, Streptophyta, Magnoliopsida, Vitales, Vitaceae. The record is from RefSeq and is a predicted model, not a curated record. Gene Ontology annotation, molecular function: acyltransferase activity, transferring groups other than amino-acyl groups.
AUGGAUGCUGAGUGGCGGUUCAACGGUGGUGCACGGAUAUUUUUCGUAUGGGAACAGAGGACGAGCAAUCAAACUAGCUUCCUGGGGUGCUCAAGAUGGCAGGAGAAGACUGUGAUGCCAGCUAAGGUCACUGACCCACGACUAAGCCGAAAAAUCUCAGUCAGGGAUCCCCUAGGUUGUGGGAUUUUUGGUAGGCGGCUUCACACUGUUCUAUACUUCAAGAGUGUGACCAAAGAGGAUUCAGGGUGGCUGGUUGCUGGGUGGAUUAGGGAAUCACUUGGGAUAGCAUUGGUGGAGCAACCACUGCUUGGUGGACGCCUCAAGAGAGUUGGAGACAGUGAGGGAGAGUUUGAGAUUGUGUCCAAUGACAGUGGUGUAAGGCUCAUGGAGGCAAGGACUUCAAUGGCUUUAUCUGAGUUUCUGGAGUUGAAAGAUUGGGAAGCUGUGGAAGCUGAUCAGCUAGUCUUCUGGAAGGAUAUUGAUGAACAAAAUCCUCAGUUUUAUCCACUAUUUUAUGUUCAGGUAACAAACUUUGAGCGUGGUGGAUACUCAAUUGGGAUUAGCUGCAGUCUUCUUGCAGACCCUCUAGGCAUGGCAAGCUUCCUCAAGAGAUGGGCUAGUAUCCACAACACUCUAGUCUCUGAAAAUGAUAAGUCAAAGUUACCAAUAUUCUACCUCCUUAGUCUCAGAAGGCUCAAUGACACUCCCUCUAUUCACAUGAUCAGCUCAAACACAAGCAGAAACCGAGCCCGGGCUAAGAUCUUUAACAUGGCUGAAAAUAUGAAUUCAGAUGACAAAAUUUGCAGGACAGUGGCAUCAGUCUGCAUUGAGGAGGCUAAGUGCCAUCUUGGUACAAAAAUGGCUAGUAAGUAUUGGUUGUUCCUGAAAAAACUGUCUGAGGAUAUUAAGAUAGAAGCUUGCUCAAAGGAGGAGAUUGUGCCAUUGUCUAUUAGUGGACUCAGUGAAUUAAGGUGGGAUGAUUCAGGGGUGCAUGAGGUAGCUUUCUUCCAAGGGAAUAGGCCAAUUCAUGUAUCGUUUUGGAUUGGGUCACUCAUUAAUGAUGGAUUAGUGAUUAUUGCUCCAUCUUCUUCUGAUGAGGGUUGCUCCGGAAUGAAUGUUGUUGUCACAACCCCUGAGGAGGAGAAGAUAUGAGAGAGCCUCCCAUGCCUUUGCUUCAAA